Molecule: messenger RNA, 7729 nt
Organism: Podarcis lilfordi (Lilford's wall lizard)
Lineage: Eukaryota; Metazoa; Chordata; Lepidosauria; Squamata; Lacertidae
Source: the annotation of a GenBank genome assembly
AUGGAAGAGGUAAGGAGUGUGUGGGCCUUUUUCUGUUUGCUGGGUCCUUUGUUCCUGUACACCUAUAAAAGCUACAAACGGAGGAAUUUUAGCAAGUACAGCAAGUCAUGUCACAGUGCUGCAAGGUGUUUUAUAACUGCAUCUUCACAUCCGAAACAAUUAAAAUACAGAGACCAGCCCUCCAGUUUCAGAUGACAUUUUUUCUUACAUUUCUGGACUUCGGACAUGUCUAUGUCUAGAGAGAGAUCUGGUUCACAAGUCACACUAAAUUGCAAUUUAAAACAAACGGGUUUAAUACAGUGGUUGUGUAUGUAUGAAUAAGUAAGCUUAAGAAAGAAAUCCCACAUCCCCCCAAAUCCCUUGGAAUUGUGCUUUACUGUGGUGGAAGAGAGGAGGCACAGUCACCAAAUAUUAUAGAGUUUCCCACUGAAAAAUUGCCUGGGUUCCAUCCAAUUCUGGUACUAACAGAGGAAUAGCAUUAGGAACAUCUGGGUUUCUCAGUAUGUAGAAAGAGAGGGAGGGACACCCCCCCCCCUUUUAAGUAGCAGUCCUUAUGCCAUCUCUGUUAUCUUUCCAUUGAUCCAGGCUCCCAAACCAACAUACCAGGAGGAACUGGAAUGGUGCAUCUCUCAACUGGAGACCGGCCUCCUGCAUCUCAACCCAACUCCAAAGCAAGGUGUGUUGUCUCAAGGUCACUGGCUUAACCCUAAACCAGUAGGAUCAGCCACAAAACAUUGUGGUAUGGAGUGCUGCUGUUAGGCUGCUAGCCUGUUCCAUUUGAGCUCAGCUUUUGAUGUUGGAAAAACAGAAUACAAAUAUUAAAUCAAAUUACUAUGUCACAGUCUCUCAACAGCCACUCCAUUGCGCUGCCAGCCACCAUUCCAUGCCCACUGAGCUUGCUUAGGUCUCAUUGGCUUGUUCCCUGCCCCUACCCUUAGGGUUUUUUCUGUAUUUUUUUGUUUUGUUUUUAUGUACUGUACUGAAAAUCUUAGGGUUUCCUCAAGCCUGCUUAUACCAUCCCUCUUGAGCCAUUCAGACUUCAGACACCUUGUGCCAUUUUGAUGACAUCGGCAACAGCACACAUGACUUGAACUUCAAAGAUAUAUUGAUAAUCACCCAGCAUCUUUGUAGUGCAAUGUUUCUUCUCUUUUCCUUUCCCUUUUUUAAAAAAUGAAGUGAUUGCAUGUUAAACAGCAUGUGUAGAGAGGGGAGAAGUACUACAGAGUUACCUGGCUGCGUGCUGAGAUUACCUGUGGAUUGUCAGAUACUUUUGUAAGAGCAUCAAGUUAAAAGCAGAGUUAUCGUUGUGAGCUGUUUGUCUUUUCUUCCACUUCUUGUGAGCAGUAGAGGAGACACGGCGCAUCCUUGGGGUGCUGCGCUCGAGCAAGUCUCCUCUUGGGAAAAAGCGGCAGGUGAUGCAUCAUGUCUUUGGGGACUACCGGCUCAAGAUGGCAGAGGAGAGGCAGAGGGCAGCAAAAGCAGGUGAGGUGGAAAGCUGUGCUGUCAAGCAUCACUCAGCAAUGCUACUUCCUCCGAGUUCAGGACCUUUAUCAGUCCAAGGGCCACAAUUUUAAAUAUAAAACUAUAAAUUGUGUGUCUUUGCUUCUCAAUUUGUAUUGUGUUACUUUAUGCACUGUGACUUGCUGCUAUUUUUAUUGAUUACAGUUUAGAAAGUAUUUAUUGUAAUUAUUGAGGGUGAAUGUCUGUUUAAUUAUUAUUUGCUGAUAUUAAAUUUUAUUGUGUACUAUAUUCUAAUGGAUUAUUGAAUAUUUCUUUAUUUUAUAUAAGUUGUUUAUUUUAAAGUUAUAUUUGUAUUGGAUCAUAUUGUUAUAAGGUGUGUGAUCUUCUUAUUUAUUUAUUUUAUUAUUACAUUAUUAUUAUUUAUUAAAUUUAUAUACUGUCCUAUACCCAGAGGUUCUUCAGUUUGUAAACUGCCUUGUGUGUAGUAAUAUAGAAAGGUGAUGUACAAAUUAAAAAUGAAAUGAAAUUCCUUCUGGGCAACCUUUUGAGGGCCCAUGCCAGUGCUGGCUGGGUGGGGUCAGAGAAAAAGUAGGUGGGGCAACAAAUAUAAAUUACUUUUAAGUAGUAACUAAUGUCACACUCAGAAAUCCCUCUCUAUUGUAUGCCCGAGCAAGCAAGAGGCUUAUCAGAGUUCAAGGACACAGCCCAGCCAGGCAAAAACACUGGAGGGUAUGAAGCAAGGCCAAUGAGAGCUGUGGCCUGGAGUAGUUGUGGCAAGAUUUCAGACAUUGUUAAUCUCACACCCUUGCCUGUAAGGCUGGAACUGCUUGUUGCUGCUGUUGCCAAAAGCCUCAGGCUGCAUGUUGCUGCCAUCAGCAAAUACAGACCAGCAUCUAGUUGUGUCUCAUCUUCUCGUCAGAUGUGGCCAGAAGUGCAAGCAAAUGACCAAUUCCCUAGAAAAGCCAUAGUGAAAACACUAACCCUUCUGUUCCUUCUCCUUUAGCUGUGAAGCCCGAGAACACUGUGCAGAUACAGCCGGGAGAUGCCCUCAGUUCAAGCAGCGUGGCGUACAGGAAGCAAGCUAACCACCCUUCUGCAACACCAGCAUCAUGGUUUGCACCGUCAGACAACAGCUUUCAGUUUGACUUUGUUAUUUCCAAGGGAACCUCAGAAGAAAUUGGUGGAACUGCAAGAGAAGCACAUGAGGUGGAUGACUCUGGAGAGCAGUCCACUGGUAGCGGUCUCUCUGGGACACUGGAUAUUGGAACAGGGAAGCCCGAGUUUGCUUUCAACUUUGUCAUACCAGACGUUCCCCCUCUUCCAUCUGCUGCUGCAGAUCCAGACUCUGAAGCUGUGGUAGAAGCAGCCAGAGAGGUAGACUCCACAUCCCAAAAUGCCACAGAGACCAUGCCAGAGAGUGCGACUUUUUCAAAACCCAAUAAAUCAGCUGCGAAGGGCAAUGGAGGGAGAAGAGAUGAAGGCACCGUGCAAGAGGUUUCUAAAUCAGAGGCUGCCCAAGCAGGUAUGGAGACUGUAACUGCAAGUUUUAAUUAGGUUUCUGAAAUAGAUGUAUGCCUGCUCGCCUACAGUGAGUAGAGAAUUGGUCCCAGGCGAUGCUCCUUUUAACAAAUGUUCUUACAUUUAUAAGACCUUCUAUUUCCAUUGCUCAGGGUAAUAUGGAACUUAUUGCAUUGUUGCAGUAAGAAUCUCAUGCAGUAAAGGGCCCUUUUUUCUCUGCCUGUGGGAACCUUUCCUAUAAGACUUAUGUAUACAGUUACAUAGGGACGCGGGUGGCGCUGUGAGUUAAACCACAGAGCCUAGGACUUGCCGAUCAGAAGGUCAGUGGUCAAAUUCCCGCGACGGGGUGAGCUCCCAUUGUUCAGUCCCUGCUCCUGCCAACCUAGCAGUUCGAAAGCACGUCAAAGUGCAAGUAGAUAAAUAGGUACCGCUCUGGCGGGAAGGUAAACGGUGUUUCCGUGCGCUGCUCUGGUUCGCCAGAAGCGGCUUAGUCAUGCUGGCCACAUGACCCGGAAGCAGUACCCCGGCUCCCUCAGCCAAUAAAGCAAGAUGAGCACCGCAACCCCAGAGUCAGCCACAACUGGACCUAAUGGUCAGGGGUCCCUUUACCUUUAUACAGUUACAUUGGUUUGAUUGAUUUAAAAGACAGGUGAACAAAUAAUAAUUAUUCAUUUUUUCCCUAGGAACAAAGGUGGGUGGAUCUUCCAAUAGGAAAAAGAAAAAGAAACAACCACCUUUAAAAGGAAGGCAUGGUGGCAAUGUAAAUGGAGAUCACAGACCUUGUGGAGAAGGUAGACUUGACCAAACUGACAUGUGUCAGGUAUGUGAACACCUUGUGGUCAGAAGGAAUGUGGCUAAAUCUUUGUAUAAAUAUUUCCAAAAUUCUGCCACCCAUCGCUCCAGUUGACAGCAUGGUAGUCAUUUAUUUUAUUUAAGUAUUGUUACUUAAGGGGUAACCCAGUCAGAUGGGCAGGGAAUAAUAAUAACAACAACAGCAAUAAUAGUAGUAAUUAUUAUUAUUAUUAUUAUUAUUAUUAUUAUUAUUCCUCUACUCUUCAACUGAAAAAGAAACCUAGAGUGACUUUUAAUAGCAAUAAUAAGAUAGUCCCCGUCCUCAGCUGUAUAAUCUGAAAGACAUAAAACAAAAAGGAAAGGAAUAGGGAGGGUGGAGGAAAAACACAAACUCAGAAAGUUCUUACAAAUGUUCUUCCUUUCAGGGAGAGGGGGAAGCGAGCACUUAUGUGUAGGUGAAUUUUCAUGCUUUAUCCUGGUGGCAGCAAAAUUUUAAGGGCAGAAUGUCACCCUGUUUAGAAUUGAGAUCUCAGAAGGGUAAGCCUUUGUUAAGUCCCCCAUUAGAAACAUAUUUAUCAGCACACCAGUUUGAAUGGGAAGAGAGGGUCAAGUUGCCACCAUUGCUGAGAGAAAAAAUGGGAGAAACAUCCUGUGCUUAAGAGCCAUUUGAGAGUGGAGCAGGCUGCCUCGAGAGGUGGUGGGUCCUCCUUAGCUGGGUGUAUUUAAGCAGAGACUGGGCAGCCUGCUCCCAGAGUUGCUGUAGUUGCAUCCCACAGUGCAGUUCCUGCUUUGAGCAAAGGGUUGGGCUGAUGAUCUCUAAGGUCAUUUUAAUUUCUAAAAAUAAUAAUCUUGUGGUUGCCUUUUAAAAUGUCCUGCCUGGAAACCAAACGUCUCUCCGCUCCUCCCUUUUUGUACUCCUUGAAAGAGGAAUCCAUUGCCUCUCCAAUUGAAACCUAGAGGGAAGCCAGUUGCAAGGGAGGUACUUGCCCAGCUAGUCUUAAUUGAUUCUCCCUUUUAUCCUAUGUCCCACCCCCAAUUUUAUUGCAACAGUCAGAUGAACAGAUGAAGAGGGAGGUGGACUGGUGCAUUGAGCAGCUGGAGCUUGGCCUGAAGACUCGGAAAUCAACUCCCAAGCAGGGUGAGUCCACUUGCUGGGGAAGACUGAAUUGGGGGGACUAAAUAGAGUCUCUCUCCCAUGUGGACCCCCCACCUCCAGGGAGGAAGUCAUUGUUCUGCUACGUUCAUUUAUUUUGGUCUGCAAAUGUGUGUGUGUGGUGUUGUUUUUAAUGCUUUAAUUCUGUUUUAUGAUUUGUUGGCUGCUCUGAGAGCUUUUAAAAGGGACACGGGUGGUGCUGUGGUCUAAACCACAGAGCCUAGGGCUUUCCAAUCGGAAGGUUGGCAGUUCGAAUCCCCGCGAUGGGCUGAGCUCCCGUUGUUCGGUCCCAACUCCUGCCCACCUAGCAGUUCAAAAGCACGUCAAGUGCAAGUAGAUAAAUAGGUACCGCUCUGGCGGGAAGGUAAAACGGCGUUUCCAUGCGCUGCUCUAGUUCGCCAGAAGCGGCUUAGUCAUGCUGGCCACAUGACCCGGAAGCUGUCUGCGGACAAAUGCCGGCUCCCUCGGCCUAUAGUGCGAGAUGAACGCGCAACCCCAGAGUCAUCCGUGUCUGGACCUAACAGUCAGGGGUCCCUUUACCUUUACCUGAGAGCUUUUGCUGAUGAGUGUUGUGCACAUUUCAUAAUCCUGUAUACUAAUUGCCUGAGUAUGCCCAUGGGAAGCCCUGGUUUGAGGCUUCCCAUGGGCAUCUGGUGGGUCACUGUGAGCAGAGGAUACUGGACUACAUUGGCCACUGACCUGAUCCUGCAGGGCUCUUUUUAUGUUCUUGUGUGUGUGUGGAUUCUUAUGUGUAAAAAAUAACGUCAUCCAGAUUCAUGAGGGAGGUGCCAACAGUCUUGGGGGAACAGAAAAAUAAAAAAUCUUUAGCAGAGAAAAAGAGCCCAACAAAGACUGAGCAUGCUCAGAAUACCAAUUGGUUGAUGGGUGGAUGAGGUGAAAAACCAGGGGGGGGGGAGAGAGAGAGAGAGAGAUUGAGAGAGAGAGAGAGAUGGAACGGAGUACAGUCGUACCUUGGUUUAUGAACUUAAUCCGUUCUGGAAGUCCGUUCUUAAACCAAAACCAUUCUUAAACUGAGGUGUGCUUUCCCUAAUGAGGCCUCCCACCGCCAGUGCCCUUCCACCAUUUGGCUUCCGUUCUUAGGCUGAGGUAAAGUUCGCAAACCGGGACACUACUUCAGGUUUUGUGGAGUUUGUAAACCAAAUAGUUCAUAAACAGGGCUGUUCUUAAACCGAGGUACAGUGAUACCUUGGGUUACAGACGCUUCAUGUUACAGAGUGACACUUCAGGUUGCAGACUCUGCUAACCCAGAAAUAGUACCUCAGGUUAAGAACUUUGCUUCAGGAUGAGAACAGAAACCGUGUGGCGGCAGUGGGAGGCCCCAUUAGCUAAAGUGGUACCUCAGGUUAAGAACAGUUUCAGGUUAAGAAUGGACCUCCGGAACGAAUUAAGUUCUUAACCCGAGGUACCACUGUAGCUUAGAAGAGGGUGUGGCCGGCUCACCAGCACCCUGAGCUAGAACAGUCCAUCAUCAUAGAAUCAUAGAGCUGGAAGGUACCACAAGGAACAUGUAGUCCAACUCCCUGCACUGCAGGAAUCUCACCCAUAAACCUGAGAUUAAAGAUUUCAUGCUCUACCGACUGUGCUAUCUCCCACCCCCCGCAGUCCACACUGUAACAUUUUGUGACAGGGCCCCUUCUUGUGAUGAGAAUGAAAACCACAAAAAAUAAGAGAAGUAGUAAGUAGUAAUAAAAAUGUAAUUUCUUUGGGUCAGUGGAUGAGGCACUCCGGGCCAUCAAGACUCUGCGCAGCGAGAAGGCAGUGCUGGCAAAGAAGCGCCAGUUGAUGCGCGCCCUAUUUGGCGAUUACAGAAAAAAAAUUGCAGAGGAAAAACAGAAGCAGCUGAAGCUCAUGCAAGCAGGUAAGGAAGCGGAGCAUGGCUGAGAAUUUGGGGACAGAGUUUUGAGCCACAGCGAUAGCAUAUUAGGGGCUUUUUCUGACUGGGGCUAAUAUUGGGGGCGGUAGGCAGAAUACAACUGCACAGAGCAGUCUCCAGCUUUCAGUCUUUGCAUGUCUGCUUGGAAUUCAGUGGGGCUUAAGCCCAGGUAAGUGAGUAAAGGAUUGACAAGAGAUUGCAGAUAACUGCUGAACCCUUGCCUAGAUGCUGAUGCUGUAAAUUCUGUCCCACCCAAAGGAGUUGUGUGCCUAAGUUUCAGUUGUUCUUGCUGCAACCAAGUUGUAGCUGGUGCUUGGGAACAUAGGAAGCUGCUUUAAGCUGGCCGGUCUUUCUCAGUAUUGUCUACACCAGAAAUAGCCAAUGUCGUGCUCUCCAGGUGCUAUUGGACUGCAACUCCCACCAGCCACAGCCAAUGUGGUCAAUUGUCUGCCUUAAACAGACGAAAGCAGAGUUAUUUCUGUUCCCUUUUUCUAGGGAGAAGGAGCAUUUGGAGGGCUGUGUCCCAGAUGUAAAAGGUAGCAGGUUCCCCAAAUGCAAUCAGUUACUUUCAGCUCAGUCUCACCUUUUAAAAGAUGCCUUUGCAAGCAAAAAUGUUCAGGAUGAGAAAGUAGACAGACUCACUAAGAUGUGUGAUGCAAUUAAGAGAUUUUAACAGUGGUUUUUUCUUUCUCCAAGCGUCGAAAGCAGCUCGUAUUGCAGAAGUGACUGAAGAUGCUUGCAGGAAGAGCAGCCGGGUUUUCAGGAAGUCCUCAGUCAUGGCCAGGAGAGACCAGAGACCUGCAGGAUCCUUUAUUCCGUCUUCUACGCAGACAGCUUCUACUGGGGCAGCUGAGACGUGCUCUUUUGCACUCACAUCUUCCCAAGAGGAAUUCUGCUUCAAUUUUUUCUAA